This is a messenger RNA of Prunus armeniaca (apricot), 201 nucleotides long. The record is from the annotation of a GenBank genome assembly. NCBI's taxonomy places the organism in Eukaryota, Viridiplantae, Streptophyta, Magnoliopsida, Rosales, Rosaceae.
AUGGAGCACAAACCGUUAAUUCGGAAUGGUCGAUACAACAACCCCAUGAUUGACCGUUAUCAGGAAAUGCAAUCUUCGUAUGUUCAUGAGAAAUGUCAAGUUGACUUGAUCGAGCACUUAUGGGAGAUGGAAAUCACAGUGGAUGAAGUUAAGUUUAAUGCUUUAUUUGGAAUUAUGCUUUGUUUUGUGUGUGUGAAUUAA